AACUCCCCAGUCAGUGGCUGUGUUUCACCAGCUGCGUGUUUGUUUCACUUCGUGCCGAGCAUGGCUCACGUUCCAGCGGCUCUCUCGUUCGUCGACGUCCACCCAGCGCAGUAAAACGGAGCGGAACAUUUUUUCCCCCCAAUUUUUGGACAGGAUGAACAACAGUUUCACGAGCAUGGCGUCUAUAGGCGACUUUGACCCGCUCAACGCGUCGAUUCCCGCCACCAAAGUUGAAAUCACAGUGUCGUGCAGAAACCUGCUGGACAGAGACACGUUCUCCAAAUCGGACCCAAUCUGCGUCCUCUACACGCAAGGCAUGGGCAACAAGGAAUGGAGAGAGUUUGGGAGAACCGAGGUGAUCGACAACACGCUGAAUCCGGACUUUGUGCGGAAAUUCAUCUUGGACUACUUCUUUGAAGAGCGGCAGAACCUUCGAUUUGACUUGUACGACGUGGACUCCAAGAGCGCCAACCUCUCCAAACACGACUUUCUGGGCCAGGCCUACUGUACGUUGGGCGAGGCGGUCGGGUCUUUGGGCAGCCGCUUAGAAAAGCCUCUCGGAGGCAUUUCCGGCAAAAAAUGCGGCACCAUCAUCGUGAAAGCCGAGGAGCUGAACAAUUGCAGGGAGUCGGUUAUGAUGCAGUUUUGCGGCAACAAGUUGGACAAGAAGGAUUUUUUCGGCAAGUCGGACCCCUUCCUGGUUUUCUACAGGAGCAACGAGGACAGCACGUUCACCAUUUGCCACAAAACAGAAGUGGUGAAGAACACAUUGAACCCCGUGUGGCAGGCUUUUAAAAUCCCCGUUCGCGCCCUUUGCAACGGGGACUACGACAGAACAAUCAAGGUCGAGGUGUACGACUGGGACAGAGACGGCAGUCAUGACUUUAUUGGAGAGUUCAGCACCAGCUACAGAGAAUUAUCCAGAGGGCAGAGCCAAUUCAACGUCUACGAGGUGGUAAAUCAAAAGAAGAAAGAUAAAAAGAAAAAAUACCUCAACUCUGGAACGGUAACGCUGUUGUCAUUCCUCGUGGACAUCGACGUCACCUUCCUGGACUACAUUAAGGGAGGGACGCAGAUUAACUUCACCGUGGCCAUUGACUUCACAGCUUCCAACGGUAACCCCGCCCAGCCCACCUCACUCCACUACAUGAGCCCCUACCAGCUCAACGCCUACGCCAUGGCCCUGAAGGCGGUCGGCGAGAUCAUUCAGGACUACGACAGCGACAAGAUGUUCCCCGCGCUGGGCUUUGGUGCCAAGCUGCCGCCUGAUGGGCGGAUCUCCCACGAGUUUGCUUUGAAUGGGAACCCUCAGAACCCGUAUUGUGCAGGAAUAGAUGGCGUGAUGGAAGCCUACUACCAGAGCCUGAAGUCGGUGCAACUGUACGGACCCACCAACUUUUCCCCUGUGGUGAACCAUGUAGCCAGGUAUGCGGCGUCUGUAAAGGAUGGGUCGCAGUACUUUGUUCUUCUCAUCAUCACGGACGGCGUCAUCUCAGACAUGGCCCAGACCAAGGAGUCUAUCGUGAAUGCUUCCUGCCUGCCCAUGUCCAUCAUCAUCGUGGGGGUUGGACCUGCCGAAUUUGACGCCAUGAUUGAAUUAGAUGGUGACGAGGUCCGAAUUUCAUCCCGAGGAAGAUAUGCAGAGAGAGAUAUUGUCCAGUUUGUCCCAUUCCGAGACUACAUCGACCGGACGGGGAAUCACAUCCUGAGCAUGGCCCGCCUCGCCAAAGACGUCUUGGCUGAGAUUCCCGACCAGUUCCUCUCCUACAUGAGGACCCGCGGGAUCAAGCCGGCGCCCGCCCCGCCUCCCUACACGCCUCCGGGACAGCCCCUCCAAACACAAAUAUGAAGACAAGCAAAGCUUGUUUCUUUUUUUGAAUUUUCCAGAGUCCAUUUUUGAAGCCGCUCUCCAUGCUCGUGUGACGUGGAUCCCUGUGCUCGUUCUUCGUGUUCUGGAACAGAUGCAUGCAGAGCCAGGAGAGCGGACUGGGCCGAAGAAGCCCAAUCUGUUUACUUCCACUGUCGAGCAUUCCUAUCGCUGCCUGGAAUCUUUUAUCCUGGAAAAAAAAGCCCUGCCCCACCCUGAAAAAAAAACCACAACACUAAUUUCAGCUGUAAAUAACUAACCUCUUUGUCUCUUUUGGCCGGCAAACUAACCCACUGUUUACAGUAAGAAUUUUUACUGUUCAUACUUUUAUAUUUUUCAAUAUCAAGCUUGUGAUACUCUCUCUCUCUCUCUUUCUCUCUUUCCUGACAUGUGCGUCAGGUAGCAGCAGUGCAGGUCCUGGUAGCCCUUCUGUACCGUACUGUGCUGUACUGUACUCUACUGUACCCCUGGUGUUUAUGAACCCUUUUGCAUGAGUGUAGCCCGGACCACGUGCAUGCAUAUAGCGGCCCUGCACUACCUCUUCCAACCAAGCGUCUGUCUCGAGGUGGGUUGAGUGUGAGCGAACGUGUGCGUGCUGCGAUGCAGAGGCGUCCCCCCCCGUCGCCUCUCUGUCUGCGUCGGUCUUCCUUGGAAAGUCUCCCCCGCUCUCUGUUGCGUUUCUGUCCAUUUGUGACACGUACCGUCGUGUUUACUUUGCCUUUUUAAAGCCCAUUCACUGCCAGCCCAGUAAAAAUGAAUCUUUGACGUCUGUGACCGUCAAUGGCAGGGAAUGAGUUCAACACGACCAUACCUUUUUAGUUAAGGCCACAGUUGACCUGUUGGAUUUAUUAUGAGGAAUAUGUACUAAUAAUUAAGUAAAAUGUAUGACCGGGUCUACCCCCUAAAUGCCAUAAGAAUUUUACAAAUUUGCCUAUUUCGAAGUUAAAAAAAAAAAUUAAAAAAGUUGUAAUGGUGCAAUUACAAAUUCAGAUUCUUAAUCGAAAUUGUCAUGAGAAUAACAUGUUCUUUUCUGAGACAAAAACCGACAAUAUUUACAAAAACGAGAACAUGGUGUGUAUCUCGUUUGUUUUUCUGCCUUUCAAAAGUAACGCUGUGCGGCUUGUUAACCAAUGGAAAACUUUUUUUUUAAAAUCUUUGUGUGGAAUUUUUGCUUUUAUUUAUAUCCAUUAUUUUCUUAAUGAAUGGAAACAUAGUUGCUCUCUGUCUCUUCUCGGCCUUGGCAGUGAUGCCCACAUGCUCGGGGGUUUGUACGUACGUACGUAUAUAUGUGUGCGUGUGUUGUUGUGUCGUCUGAACAUCACAUCAAAUGUUCAACAAAGACAGCAGCUGCUCUCCAACAAAAACAUUGUUUGAGCACAAAGAGCCCAGUGGUCAAAAACGCAACGAAAAUACACAUUUUGUCUAUUGUCCCCCACCAACAAAGAAAAACAUUUUUUCUUUUCCCUUGAAUGUGAAGCGAUUGAGCAACGUAUGGACUAUGUGAAAUAUCGAUUGUCAUGAUGUGACCAAAACUAAAAAAGUAUUUAAACAUUUUUAGCUGGCAUUCUGCGAAGGAAUCCGUCCAUUGUAUGACGUUAUUGUUAUCCCGUCGGCAAUCUGAAGUACCUCAUGUAUUUCCAUUUAAAAUGAUAUCGACGUGUGCGUGCGCGCGCGACCAAGAUGCCAUAUCUUGCGAAGCAUCGCACAUCGCUCCUUAUUGUUGCAUAUCGAUGAUAAAGUUGUAGCAAACGGUGGUGAACCGCUGCCAAAUUUCCACAUGCUUUCUUCUCCUGUAGCAGUGCCAAACAUGGCUGACACACAGUAAGAGGCCUGCGUGUGUGUCCGUGUGGAUAUCGCGUGCGUGGAUUUGGUCCCCCGACCGACCGCGUUGCAGGUGUAGCUGGACACAUCAUUAGGACGGCAGGUCAGAAUAAGGGAGCUCAUUAACGGCGCUCGGCAACGCUCUUGUUUUUGAUCCGUUGCCACGGUGGUUCGGGGUGGACUUUAUUUUUACUGUCACGGGGUGGGAAGGCCACAGUGUUUAUUUUUUAUUAUUAUUAUUUUUUUUACCCGCAUGCCCGUAUGUCGACGCCGUGCUCGGUCAGUACAAGCAGACUGCAGUCAGGGCGAAGGGGAAGGGUGAUGCGUUUUUUCUCUCUAUAUAUUUUUGGGGGGUUUGUUUUGGUUAGAACAGCACUCGCCAAAGCGAAUUGGAAGCAGGAAACGGAUGAACGGAAAUUGCCAAAAAAUAAGCUAGGAAAUCCAAUUCAAUAGCUUUUCUGUUGUUCUUAAAGAAAACCGCUCAUCCUUCCGCAACCCGCCAGCGUUGGCGUACUUUUGACAUGAAUGUAGUAGUACAUCGAGACAAAUCCACAGCGCGGUUCGAGAAAUGCGAAACAAAUUCACUCCUUUUUCAAAACAAAUUAACAUAAACGGCAAAGCCUGUUCGUGUCCUUUAUGAAUCCAUACGAGUGCAACUUCUGUGUUUGUGUGUGUGUGUGUUGCCUUUCGAACCGGUGUUUGACGACACACAAAAAGACUUGUUUACUGAAAAGCUAUCCAAAUACACGAUCGUGUGCUCGUCGUAUCUUUUGAAACAAAUGUGCACUAUGUUUGCAUGUACGAUUUUACAUAAGGAUGCGCCCGUUCCUUCGGGUUCACUACAACGGUGUCUUUGGAAGUAUAUGAUAUGAAAAGUAAUUGUACAAACAUGGCCUUAACUGUUUUUUUUCUGGAAAUUGUGCGAUGCCUUCUCUGGAGAAAUGACUUUGUGUCUGUGGAUUAUUGCGUUCCGAUGUGAUUUCUUUGGACUUGUUUUUUUUAAUUAUUGAAGGAGUGGAUGUCUUUUAUUAUUAUUUUGAUUUUUUUUCUUUAACAGUGAUUCCUAAUCAGAGAAAGCAUGGCUGAACACUGAUUGUCUUAUUACAUAUGAUAGAUGACUAUUUCUGUAUUGAACUAUGGAUUUUUAAAUAAACAUUCAUAUGAAAAUCUG
Messenger RNA from Hippocampus zosterae (dwarf seahorse), 4859 nucleotides. Its product is annotated as copine-8. NCBI's taxonomy places the organism in Eukaryota, Metazoa, Chordata, Actinopteri, Syngnathiformes, Syngnathidae. Gene Ontology annotation, molecular function: calcium-dependent phospholipid binding. Bases 155 to 1849 code for a protein of 564 amino acids. Gene Ontology annotation, biological process: cellular response to calcium ion. The record is from RefSeq and is a predicted model, not a curated record. The transcript has 20 exons. Gene Ontology annotation, cellular component: plasma membrane.